Gossypium raimondii (Peruvian cotton) is the source of this 1335-nucleotide messenger RNA. RefSeq lists its product as uncharacterized. Bases 1 to 1335 code for a protein of 444 amino acids. The record is from RefSeq and is a predicted model, not a curated record. The transcript has a single exon. NCBI's taxonomy places the organism in Eukaryota, Viridiplantae, Streptophyta, Magnoliopsida, Malvales, Malvaceae.
AUGCGUAUGGCACUAUUAUCCAAAAACAAACUCCAAUUUGUUGAUGGAUCUAUUCCUGCUCCUUCUCGUAUCGAUCCUCUGUUUUCUGCUUGGGAGAGAUGCAACAAUAUGGUAAUUUCUUGGCUUAAUCAUUCCAGCACUCCUUCUAUUUUCAAUAGUGUUUUAUGGAUUGAUAAAGCCUCAGAUAUAUGGAUCGAUCUUCGCGAACGUUUUUCGCAAGGUGAUCUUUGUAGAAUCUCUGAUCUACAAGAGAAGAUUUAUGCUUUCAAACAAGAUGACAAAUCUGUCACUGAUUACUUUACUGAGCUGAAAAUACUUUGGGAUGAAUUAUUGCAAUUUAAAUCACGCCUUCUUGCUUCAGUAUUACUGACUUGUUCAUGUGGCGCUGUUACUACUACUCGUACCUAUCAUGAACAAGACUAUGUGAUUCAUUUUUUGAAGGGUUUGAAUGACUCUUUUUCCGCUGUGCGAUCUCAAAUACUUCUAAUGGAUCCUCUGCCUUCUAUUAACAAGGCAUUUUCUAAAGUAAUUCAACAGGAACGGCAAUUCAAUAUUACCUCCUCUAAAUCAUUUGUUAGCAAUACUGUCAGAUCUGCUAAUGAUUCAUCCAGGAAAUCACAAUCUAGUACUUCAUCUUCUACAUAUGUUGACAAAUGUUGGUGUACCUUUUGUCAACGGCCUCGGCAUACCAUUGACACAUGUUACAAAAAGAAUGGAUAUCCCUCUGGUGCUAAGCCUCGUGCUCCCAUUUCUCGAGCACACAAUGUUGUUUCUGAUGAUAUUGAUGAUUCAUUGGAGGAUUCUAAAUCUGUUACUGCUUUUCCUGUUGGUGAUUCUUCUCAUAGUUCUGGUUCUAUUGUUAAUCUCACUCAAGAGCAGUAUGAUCAGCUGCUUGCCUUACUUCAGACCUCUUCCCUAGCCACUAAGCCCACAACAUCUUCUCCAUCUCAUGUUACAAACAAUAUCAUGACUGAUCCUACAUCAUCCUUUUCUCUUGUUGCUUCCGAUGGUAAUAUUUUCACCCCUUCUUCUUCUGUUAAAUUUUCCUUUUGGAUAGUUGAUACUGGUUCUACAGAUCAUAUUACACACUAUUUAUCUUCUUUUACCUUUUAUAAACGCGUUAAACCUAUUUUUGUUACAUUACCAAAUGGAUCAAAGGUUCCUGCACAUUUUUCUGGCACUGUCAUAUUCAAUGACCAUUUAUGCUUAACUGAUGUUCUUUAUAUUCCUCAAUUUUCAUUCAAUCUCUUAUCUGUUACAAAACUCACCUCUAACCUACCAUGUUGCUUCACUGUUCAUGCUUCUCAUUGUACUAUACAGGGUUUACCAUCCUAG